GGACCUUUCUCCAGCUUCAACCUUUCUGCAUCCAUCUGAUUCAUUUCUUUUUCUCCUUCCCUUCAUUCGGUUUGGGUACGGGGUUGUUUCAUGACUUUCAAUUGCCCUUUUGUAUCAUAUCACCUUUGAUUUUCUUCUCUUUUCUAUCCUUUUUCUUUUUUUUUCUCUCUUCCUCACACCUACGGUUUCGUCCUUCCCGCUGGUCGAAGUCGGAAAGCUGUCGAAUGACAGCUUAGGUUAUAGAUCUUAUCUUUUCUAUAUAAAUAUCUUUGGUCCUUGUUGAUCCACCCCAUCGGUCAGAAUGGCGCAGUCCAAUGGCCAGAAGGAGGUCUCGAAAGAGUCUCCGGAGCAGCUCACCAAUGGAAAUCAUGAGGCUGGUGCUCAGGAGGAGGAGAUGAACGGUGGCCUUUUCCAGGUCACCGUCAAGCUCCCUCACGAGCCCUACAAGAUCCAGGUGAUGGUUUCCAGCCAGGAACAGGUCCAGGAUGUCCGGCAAUCCAUUGUCGAGCUUCCCAGCACCUUCCAGUACACCUGUUUCCACCUCGAGUUCAACGGUGAACGCAUCAAUGACUUUUUCGAAUUGUCCGAGGUCCCCGACCUGAAGGCCGACUCCGAAAUCGUUCUGGUCGAGGACGCCUACACCGAGAAGGAGGCCCGCAUGCACGUCGUGCGCAUGCGGGAACUGGUCGGUGCCGCCGGUGACCGUGUGGACAACCUGCAGGGUGUCGAGGCCGGGUUGUCGCUACAUGACUCCAUCGCCGCCGAUGCCGCCUCCGAGAAACCGGAUGCGCAGAAGGAGCACGCCCUCUCCAAGUACGAGAUCGCCGGCACCUCGGCGCUCAAGACCAUCCUGCCCCGGGCCGAAGCUCCCCUCCCCAAGACCAUCAAGGGUAUCUCGCUCUCGGCCUGGAACCCGGUCCCGUAUCAUCUGCGCCAGAAGGGCCACUUGCUCUACCUGCAGGUGACCACCAACGAGGGUGAGCAGUUCCAGAUCACCGCCCACGUGUCUGGAUUCUUCGUGAACAAGUGCUCGAACGCCAAGUUCGAUCCGUUCCCCAAGGCCAUCCCGAAUAAGAAGGGCAGCGCCCACUCCCUGCUGACCUUGAUCUCGCACCUGUCGCCGUCGUUCAACUCCGCCUUCGAGGCUCUCCAGGAGUACAACAACCAGAAGGAUCUCCUGACCACCUUCCCCUUCCAAAACGCCAUCCCCCACAGCCCCUGGGUCGUCCCCCCGCCGUCGACCAACAUCAACGCCCACCAACCGGACAUCACCCGCUCGCAAGAGAACUACCUCAUCUCCGGUGUGGACAACGCCGAGACCCUGCGGGACUGGAACGAGGAGUUCCAGACCACCCGUGAGCUGCCCCGCGACACCGUGCAGGACCGCGUCUUCCGCGAGCGCCUCACGUCCAAGCUGUUUGCCGAUUACAACGAGGCGGCGGCCCGGGGCGCCGUCCUGGUUGCCAAGGGUGAGGUCGCUCCUCUGAACCCCACCGAGGGUCGGGAUGCCCAGAUCUUCGUGUACAACAACAUCUUCUACUCGUUCGGUGCCGACGGUGUCGGGACCUUCGCUUCCGAGGGUGGUGAUGAGGCCGCCCGCGUGGCGGUGGGCAAGGACGUCCUGGGUAUCAAGGCGGUCAACCAGCUCGACAUUGACGGCCUCUUCACCCCCGGAACCGUCGUGGUCGAUUAUAUGGGCAAGCGUAUUGUCGGCCAGAGCAUCGUUCCCGGUAUCUUCAAGCAGCGCGAGCCCGGUGAGCACCAGAUCGAUUACGGUGGAGUUGAGGGCAAGGAUGUCGUCGCGACCCACCCUGACUUCGUGCCCGUGUUCGAGAAGCUGUCCAAGGCGCUCCGCAUCAAGAACCACCCCGUCUGGGACAAGGAGGGCCAGCGCCACGACUUGGAAGGCAGUGUCGAAACCAAGGGCCUCCUUGGCACCGACGGCCGGAAGUACGUGCUCGACCUCUACCGGGUGACUCCUCUGGAUGUCGCCUGGCAGGAGGAGCAGGCCAACACCGACUAUCCUCAUCGGAUGUCGGUCCUGCGGUUGGAGCUGAUCGAGUCCUACUGGAGACAUAACAUGAGCCAGUACGUGAAGGGUGAGGUUGAGCGCCGCCGCGCCGCCAAGGCCGAGCAAGACGCUAAGAAGACCUCCGAAUCCGAAUCGAAGGAGCAGGGCUCCGAGGAGAAGAGCGAGGAGGAGCUGAACCAGGAGCGCGUUGAUAUCUCCGGCUUCUCCCUCACUCUGAACCCCGACGUCUGCAGCGGCCAGGUCCCCCAGACGGCCGAAGAGAAGGAGGCGUGGGCCAGCGACGAGAAGGAGGUCCGUCAGACCUGCGACUUCCUGCGGACCAAGGUCAUGCCUGAGCUCGUCCAGGACCUGCACGAUGGGGACGUCGGCUUCCCCAUGGACGGCCGGUCUCUCAGCCAGCUUCUGCACAAGCGCGGUAUCAACAUCCGUUAUCUGGGCAAGCUGGCCCAGAUGUCCCAGGAGAAGGGCUCUCGCCUUGAUGCUCUGUCCACUCUCUUGGUGCAGGAGAUGAUCGCGCGUGCGUUCAAGCACACCGCCAACAAGUACCUGCGCAACGUCGCUGCUCCCUUCACCGGAUCCUGUCUCGCCCACCUGCUGAACUGCCUGCUGGGUGCGGAUGUGAACCCGGCUCCCCGCGCCGAGGUUGACGACUCCCUGCGCGAGAUCUACCCCGAGUCUGACUUCUCCUUCGAGAAGGUCAGCCCGCAGACCCUGCGUGAGGAGAUCGAGAAGCAGGUCACCCUCCGAUAUGCCUUCACCCUGGAGGCGGGAUGGUUCAACACCCUGCGCCAUCUGCAGCUGCUCCGUGACAUCUCCCUCAAGCUUGGUAUCCAGCUCGGCGCCCGUGAUUUCGCUUUCGCCAAGUCCCAGGUGCCCGCCAAGGCGCCCGCUGCCAAUGGCAACGGGCCUGAGGAGGCCCCUAAGAAGAACAAGAAGAAGAAGGGCGGUGAGACGAAAGCCCCGGCCCGCGUUGUCGUGGAGGACAAGACCGCCGUGUCGAUUGUCCCCGACGACAUCAUCAACGUUGUGCCUCUCGUGAGGGAUGCCUCGCCUCGGAGCUCUCUGGCCGAGGAAGCCCUGGAGGCUGGUCGUAUCUCGCUCAUGCAGAACCAGAAGGAACUGGGCCAGGAGCUGAUCCUGGAGUCUCUGUCCCUGCACGAACAGAUCUACGGCAUCCUGCACCCCGAGGUCGCCAAGCUCUACCACCAGCUGUCCAUGCUCUACUACCAGACCGACGAGAAGGAGGCUGCCGUGGAGCUGGCCCGCAAGGCCGUCAUCGUCACCGAGCGUACUCUUGGUGUGGACUCGGCCGACACCAUCCUGAGCUACCUCAACCUCAGUCUGUUUGAGCACGCCUCGGGCAACACCAAGAUCGCCCUGGCUUACAUCAAGCACGCCAUGGAUCUGUGGAAGAUCAUCUACGGCGCCAACCAUCCCGACUCGAUCACGACCAUGAACAACGCCGCUGUGAUGCUGCAGCAUCUGAAGCAGUACAAGGACUCUCGGAAGUGGUUCGAGGCGUCCCUGUCGGUGUGUGAGUCGCUCUUCGGCGAGCAGUCCAUCAACACUGCCACGAUCCUGUUCCAGCUGGCCCAGGCGCUGGCGCUCGACCAGGACUCGAAGGCCGCGGUCGGCAAGAUGCGUGAUGCCUACAACAUCUUCCUCAGCCAGCUGGGCCCCGAGGACCGCAACACCAAGGAGGCCGAGACGUGGCUCGAGCAGCUCACGCAGAACGCGGUCUCCAUCGCGAAGCACGCCAAGGAUAUCCAAGCCCGCCGACUGCGUCGGAUCAACAUGGGCAGCAGCAUUCUCGGCAGCACCAAGGUCCAGCCCCAGGUCGGCCAGUCCGCACCUGAGGCGUCCGGCGCGGCUGGCACCGGCUUGGACGCUCGGAACAUCGACGAGCUGCUCAAGUUCAUCGAGGGUGGUGAAGCCAGCGCCUCUCGCCCCAAGAAGAAGCGCAGCGCCACCGCCAACCCCAAGCUCCGUGGCUCGAAGAAGACAUCGUCUUAAAAGCGAAAAAAAUAAAACAAAAAAAAAACCUUCCCCUCCGCUGAUCCUUUUAUAACGAAAACCCAAAAUAUAUGCCUUCCCUUCUUUGCUUGAUUUGUGUUAACAGCUUCGGUAUAUUGAAAACCCCUUAGGUUUAAGGGGACGACACGUUGGAUGAGCGGGAUCUUUCCUUGUUUUGGCCUUUGUUUUCUAUUUAUUCUUUUUUUGUUGCAGAAAUCUCCCUACUCUUUGGUUGUUGUGGAUUUUAUUUGGCAUGGAUGAGAUGAUUGAUUGUUCAUCGCGGGCAGUUGUGCAUAGCAUGGUUGGACGAUUUGCAUGCUGGAUGGUUCUGUAUGUAUACUAUAUUUAUAUAUGACUGGCGACGCAAUCAUUAGCAUAAGCCUGCACUUGAUGUGGGUUUCAU
Aspergillus candidus is the source of this 4448-nucleotide messenger RNA. RefSeq names its product translation initiation factor 3 subunit CLU1. The coding region runs from base 302 to 4045 and encodes 1247 amino acids. Gene Ontology annotation, cellular component: cytoplasm. Gene Ontology annotation, molecular function: protein binding; mRNA binding. NCBI's taxonomy places the organism in Eukaryota, Fungi, Ascomycota, Eurotiomycetes, Eurotiales, Aspergillaceae. The record is from RefSeq and is a predicted model, not a curated record. Gene Ontology annotation, biological process: intracellular distribution of mitochondria. The transcript is spliced from 4 exons.